GGGAGAGGCAACAUUCCGCAUGGGUAAUAUUUUGCUUUUCAUCAGCUGGUUUCUCACAGGCGGGUAGAGAGGCUACCUCCGCGUCGCGCGCUUGUAUUCUCCUGGGGUUUUAUUCUUAGGUUUCUUGGGGCCGCUAAAUAUGGCUGCAGUUGUUACCAGACACAAGCAUUUCGGUCAGGAAUACCUCAGUACUGAGUCUAAAUGUGUUGUUCGGGAAUACUCCAGCUCUGCGGCAGAAGAGGUGAAAUAUCAAUAUCAAACACAGAAGAGAAUCCUUGGAGUGGUGGAGAAGAAGAUGCCUGAGAAAUACAUCCGCGAGGAGUCCAUGAUCAGGGGCCCCAAGUUUGUGGUUAGACUGAGGUCCCAUACGGUGUAUGAGAACAGUGCUAUUAAACUUUUCUGCACUGUGGAGGGAUAUCCCACCCCACACGUCAAAUGGUUCAAGGAUGAUGUCAUAUUGGACAUUUCUUCCGGAAAGUACUUUGUGGAGAGCAAUGCUGGAUUCCAUGCCCUCUCCAUCCUCAAGUGUGCGACUGAUGACACUGCAAUGUACACGGCAGUAGCCUCAAACACGCAUGGACAGGUCUCUUCCCAGGCCUCCAUCAUUGUGAAGAGGUGCAAAGAGGAAGAAGCCUCCACUCCUUAUUCCUGGAUGCCUUACCAGUAUGCCAUUUUACCUGAAAUCAAGUAUACGAAGAUUAACAUCACCUUCACCGAGACGUUUGACGUGACCUUUGGAAAGGAAGGCGAUAAGGCCACUCUGACUUGCAAGAUGACCAUUAACCCCAACCUGGCCAACCUGCAGCCUGAGGCCGUGUGGUACAGAGAUGAGUACAUCCUGAAAGAGUCGAGGUGGGUGAAAAUGGAGUCUGGCGGAGGUGUUGCCAAGCUCACGCUUACUCAACUCGCUAAAGAUGAUGAGGGUCUUUACACCCUACGCAUGGUGACCAAGGGAGGCGAUGCGGUCCACAGGGCCUACGUCUAUGUUGAUGAUGGUCCACCUCCAGUUCCUCAAGCUCCCGGAGCCCCAAUGGACAUUAAGAUCCAUGAUGCAAACAGAGAUUAUGUCAUUGUGUCUUGGAAACCUCCUAACACCACCACUGAAGGCCCUAUCAUUGGAUACUUUGUUGACAGAUGUGAAGUUGGAACAGAGAACUGGGCGCAGUGUAAUGACUCCCCUGCAAAGAUCUGCAAGUAUCCUGUGCAGGGCCUGUUUGAAGGACACUCUUAUUACUUUCGCGUACGUGCCGUCAACUCUCGUGGAAUUGGCAAACCCUCCAGAAUGUCCGAGCCCAUUGCCGCUCUGGACCCAACAGAGUUUGAGAGACUUCAUGCCACAAAACUUGGCGGAAGACUUGAUGUUGUGACUUACUAUGAUGACCUUGAAGCCGAGGGAAAAGCUCCAGGACCUCCCUCUAAAGUCUGUGCUUCAGAGACGGACCGAACAUAUGUUGUGCUCAGUUGGGUCCCUCCAGUCUACCAUAGCAAAGCCCCCAUGUGGUAUUACAUUGAGAAGCUUCAAGUUGGAGCUGGAUCCUGGCAGAGAGUGAGCACUAAAGUUCCCAUCCGAUCUCCUCGCUAUGCCGUUUUCGACCUGCUGGAGGGAAAGGAUUAUCAGUUCCGUGUGGUGUCCGCUAAUAUGUACGGCGUCAGCGAGCCUUCUGAGCCCACCAAAACUGUAACAACCCUGCAGUUGAAGGGUGUGCCCUCAGCUCCUGGACAAGUUGUUGCAACCAGAGAGACAGACACUUCUGUUCUAAUCCAGUGGGCGCCUCCAAAGGAUCCCAAUAACCUGAUUGGAUAUUACAUUGAUUCUUGUGUGAAAGGAUCUAAGGAUUGGACCUCUGCCAAUCACAAGCCCCAUAAGCAGACUAGGUUUGUUGUGCAUGGACUGACCACCGGUGAGACGUAUGUCUUCCGUGUUCAAGCCAUCAACGAGCUGGGUCUCAGCGAUGAAUCCCAGGAAUCAGCCCCUCUUUCUGUGAGAGCUGCUCUUAAGCUGCCCUCUUCCCCUUAUGACGUCUCUCUUCUCUAUUGUGAUGGGGAAUCCAUGGUGCUCAACUGGAAGCAGCCCCUCCAUUCUGGAGGAGCAGACGUCACUGAUUAUUACAUUGACAAAUACAAUGUGGCCAAAAAGAUAUGGAAGGAGGUCAACGUCCCACCCAUUAAGGAAAGACUGCACAAGGUUGGAGGUCUGACAGCUGGGUCAGUGUAUCAGUUUAGGGUCUAUGGAGCUAAUUUGGUUGGACUGGGUGAUGCCUCAGCCUCUAGCUCUUCAUUCAAAUGUGAGGCUUGGACCAUGCCUGAGCCAGGUCCAGCCUUUGACGUGACCUUCACUGAAGUAAGGGAUGAUUCUGUGGUGGUGGAGUGGAAGGCUCCUGUCUACAACGGCGCCAGUGCCAUCUCUGGAUACGUUGUUGAGAAAUCCAAGAAAGGCUCAGCUAACUGGAGUAAAGUCAGUGAAGGUUCAGUCAACCACUGCUAUCUUAAGGUCAAGGGUCUAGAGACAGCCGAGUCUUAUGUUUUCCGAGUGCGGGCAGAGAACGCCAAUGGCAUUGGCGUGGCUUCAACCCCGUCUGAUCCUGUGUGCAUCAAGGCGCUGCCAGGCACCCAGGAAAUCAAAUGUGGUGUCGAUGAGGAAUCAGGUGACAUUUAUCUCUCUUUCGAGAGCUGCCAAAUGGCGGAGAAAUCAAAGUUUGUGUGGAAGAAGUCCUACCAAGAAAUUACUGACUUCUCUAAGGGAAUUGCUGUGAAGACAUCAGGCAGCCACUCAACUUUGCUUUUUAAGAACCCAGACAAAGAGGAUUUGGGCACAUACUCUGCGACUGUUACACAUACUAAUGGUGUCUCCGCCAGCUACAAGAUCUCAGCAGAAGAGCUGGAGAAGAUGUUGGCCCUCAGCUAUGACAUACGCAACCCAAUUAUUCCUCUGAAGACUGAACUGGCCUAUAAGAUUCUAGAGAGAGGCCGUAUGCGCUUUUGGCUGCAAGCUGAGGGCAUCUCCUCUGCUGUGACCUACAAAUUCUUUGCCAAUAACAAGGAGCUUGUCAACUGUGAGCAAACUAAAAUGAGUCACGACGCAGCUACGGGCAUUAUUGAGAUGGUGAUGGAUCAUUUCACUGACGACAGCGAGGGCACUUUCACCGUGCAGAUCCAAGAUGGCAGAGCCAAGGCCCAGUCCUCUCUGGUGCUGAUCGGAGACGCCUUCAAGGCAGCACUGGCUGAGGCGGAAUACCAAAGGAGGGAGUACAUUCGUGUGAAAGAAGGCCCUCACUUCAUGGAAUUCCUUUCCGUUCACGUUGGGGAUAACGCCUCUGUCAAUCUUGUUUGCAAGGUGGCUAAUUUAAAGAAGGACUCUGUGUUCCAAUGGUAUAAGGAAGACGUAGAGGCAAUUUCUGAGGUGCCUGCCGACCUGAAUUCAGGAGUCUGCAAGUUCCCCUUAACAAAUUUCUCCAAGAGGGAUGUGGGACUAUAUAAAGCAACCAUCACCGAUGACAGAGGCCAAGAUGUGUCACAGAUUGAUGUUUCUGGCAAAGCUUUUGAUGACAUCAUUAACGAGCUGAGUCGCAUCGCUGGAUCCAGCGCCUCUGAGUUGUCGAUUCAAUGCACUGCGGAGGGCAUUAUGCUUCAGUGCCACAUGAAAUAUUACACCGAGGAGAUGAAGAUCCAUUGGAAACAAAAGGAUUCUAAAAUCGCUGCAUCGGAAAGGAUGAGAAUUGGUGGCAACCCAGCAAUGGCAACUUUGGAGAUAGUCGAACCGACUGAUAAGGAUAAAGGGAUGUACACCAUUGAGAUUGUGGAUCUCGAGAAGACGCAUUCUCGUACCCUGGACUUUUCCGGACAACUCUACGACAACGCCUAUGCAGAAUUCCAGAGACUCAAAGCGGAAGCAUAUGCUGAAAAGAAUCGUGGCAAAGUGGUUGGUGGUCUUCCCGAUGUGGUGACUAUCAUGGAAAAGAAGACUCUGAGUCUGACCUGCACAGUCUGCGGUGACCCCAAGCCUCUGGUCAGCUGGUCUAAGAAUGAUCAAGAAGUAGAACCCAGCGAUCAGUACGUCAUUGCCAUGGACUCGGGCAAGUUCGCCAGUCUCACUAUCAAAGGCGUGUCCCUGGAGGACUCUGGCAAAUACACCAUGACGGUCCAAAACAAGUACGGCGGCGAGUCGGUGGACAUCGUCGUCAGCGUGUACAAACACGGCGACAGGGUUCCGGACAUCAAACCCACACCCUCACCCAAGAGGAUCAUGCCCCCCACGGUUCCUAUCGUAAUUCCCACUGCCAAGUCUGCCACCCCUGCCCCUGCCCCUGCCCCUGCGGCCAAGUCUCCAGCUCCUCCCCAGAAUCCCAAAUCCUCUGCUCCGCCCCGUGGCAUGAAGUCCCCCACUCCUGCCAGGAAGAAGUAACAGCAUAACCCUUGCCUCUCGUUCACCCCAACAGCACAAAAACAACUACAUUUACAUUUCUGGUAGGAAAUACCAGUGUUUGCAAGGCAGCAAAGGAUGAUUGGGUUUAGGCUUUGGUUUGGAGUAAACAUAACACCAUUUUGUCGCCAUCAUGUCACAAGGCACAUCUUGUUUGUUUUUUUUCCACAAUAGUUUAUUAUAUGGCUAUAAAGGAGUGCUUUUUCUGAUUUUAAACUCUUUGUCAUAGUGAUAAAUAAAGAAUGCAAAAACAUUGCAUUUGAUAUCGUAUACUGUCUAAUAGGUAUUACAUUUGAAACCUACUUCAUGCCCAUCAAAACAGUAUGCUCUGUACAUAAUUAUUAACAAAAAUGACCGUAUUUUUACUGUCUUGUGGCUCACAAGCAUUCAUUUUGUUACUUCACUGACAUUUAGAUGGCCAGAGGCCUCAUUUAUAAAGUGUUGCGCAGAAACCAUCCUAAAUUUGAUCUUGCAAUCAUUUUUCCGAUGUGUACGUGCGAUUCAAAGAAAGAGUGAUCGCAUGUACAUGUAUCUCAGAUGUGAAAUCUGUGAAUCGCAUAUGACCUUGGAACUUGUGCACAAAGGAAUGGUUUCAGCUCUCUGCCUUAUAAUUGACUCUAAAUUAAUGUCAUUAACAUAUGAAAUAUCCCCCAAUCAUCAAAAUGAUUAACAUUUUCAAAAACCUGCAAUACUACAGUAAAAGGUGCAUACUUCUGCUCAGACCCUGACGUGACUCUAAGCACUUUUUUUCCACGUCAAAGUCGGUUUUUUAUAAAUAUGAGCGAGGGCGUACACACUCUACGAUCAAAUCUGUGCAUAUGCACGCUUUGGCGGAAGAAGUAAAUAUUAAUAGUUUUUGCCUGCUAUUUUUCUGAUACUAUGAGUUCGGACGCUACUACUCAAUACUACUACUACUAUUUUUAACUGUGUUGCUCUGUUUGUUUGAACUUAUACAUAGCAGCUUGACACUUCAACUUUUGCACAACCGAUGUUGUGAGUUUUAAGGAGGUGAUAUUUGUCUGACCAGUAAAAUAUGGCUUCAGCAAAACUGAUAAUACAAUUCUGCCUUAUAGCAAUAAGCUGAAAAAUAUUUGUAUAUGGUUAAUAACCAAUAAAUAAUUAAUGCAAAUAAAUAAACAAACAAACAAAUCAACAGUUUUAACAUAUACAUUUAUUUGUAACAUUAUCAUAUUAUAAAUUAAAAUAAAAACUAGAUUAUUUGUGCGCCAUUAGCUAAUUAAAUGAGCAUUAGAUGAUGGCGAAGUGAGCAUGCACGAAUAAAAUCCACUUCGAAAUCUGUAACAUCAGCAGACAUAUUGCGCAUUGCUCAAAUCCAAACAGGAAUAUUUGAGCUGCCUUGCAAACACUGUAAUUGAACUGUAGUGCAUAAAUCGUUUAAUAAUAAAAGUAGAAUUGAAAGUAGGUAGUAUUUUUCACCCCAGAUGCAUCAUGGUAUCAUAAAAUGAGCAAGCAUCUAGUAUGAAAAGAAAGAGAGUAGGAAGUAUGUGUGAGGGAGGGUGGGGCAAGUUAUAUUUAGAGCCACGAGAAAAUGUGUGAAACAGUUUGUCAUCUGGGUUGCCUAAGCUGAGUGGGCCUCUAAUGAAUUUGGCUCCCUCUCCCCCGAGGUGCUUGGGGGAAAAGCUUUGAUGUUAGUUUAUUAAAUCUCUGUUUAAAAGCUGCUCUUUCAGUUAGCCACUGAGGCUUUUUUUUUUUUUUUUUUUUUUUGCUUUCUCCGGUGGAUGGAUGACCUGAGAGCGCAGGACCUCCACUUAGCCCCCAGCGGCAGCCACGAGACCAUCAAGCGCUUCUCUCAACCUCAUCUCACGUCCUCGCCUUUUUCUCUUGGUUUUGUGUUAAUAAAAGAGUUGGAAAUCA
Puntigrus tetrazona (Sumatra barb) is the source of this 6295-nucleotide messenger RNA. It is a transcript of the gene myom2b, whose product is annotated as myomesin 2b. Bases 140 to 4402 code for a protein of 1420 amino acids. Gene Ontology annotation, molecular function: protein binding. NCBI's taxonomy places the organism in Eukaryota, Metazoa, Chordata, Actinopteri, Cypriniformes, Cyprinidae. The transcript has 36 exons. The record is from RefSeq and is a predicted model, not a curated record.